This is a messenger RNA of Setaria italica (foxtail millet), 1539 nucleotides long. RefSeq lists its product as uncharacterized. NCBI's taxonomy places the organism in Eukaryota, Viridiplantae, Streptophyta, Magnoliopsida, Poales, Poaceae. The record is from RefSeq and is a predicted model, not a curated record. The coding region runs from base 219 to 1100 and encodes 293 amino acids. The transcript has 2 exons.
CCUGUUCUGUUUCGCGUGAAUUUGAUGUUGCUAAUGAUCUUGAAAUUAAGUGUCACGAGAGUCCUCGCUCCUUAAAUGGGAAUUCAGCAUGUUUGACAUCUGACCAGCCUCCUGCUGCUGAAGAAAAUGACGUAAAGAGAACUCUAGAAAGGACAUCCCCAGUGUCUGUAGGUGAUGAUGAGUUGCAUACACUUCCAGGAGUUAAUUGUGGAGAUAACAUGCAGUUGAAGGCUGAAGCAGACAACACUCAAGAAGAGAAAUGCAGAGAAAUAAAUGGGAAAUUAAUUACUGAAAACACUGUUGCAGAACAGAAGUGUGAAGAUAAACCAAAUUCCUGUCAUUCAAAUUCACGUGAGGUUGGGACCAUGGAUCCAUGUUCUUGUUUAUCUAAUGAGGUUGGGAAAAUUGAAAAUCGUCCAUCUAGUGAACUUUUUGUUGGAGCUGCUCCCAUAGCAGGCAAAACUGAAUCUAAUCUGACAUCCGAUUCUCCAUCUAUUCACUGUGCCAAUCAAGAGCAUGAGAAAUCUGGUGCGGCUCCUGUUGACACUAACACACCUCUAGUCAUUAUGGAUGAAAAGCCUGAUAGUCACGAGCUGAAGACUGUGGUUGCUGAUGGUUCUAUUCAAAGCUCAAUGGAAGCUAAAAGUUUGGAAGAUAGAACUAAUAUAGUAAAUGGAACAUCAAAAGAUUCCUAUAUAGAUAAAGAUACUAGUGAGGAUCACAGAGCUUCUGCAGUUGACAGUGGAGUAUCUGUGAAGGGAUCUAUUAAGCAAACAGAGAUUAUCAAGGACAAAGUUGGUUCACUUUUACCAGGUUUGAAACAUCCUAGUUGUAAAGAUAUCUUGGAGAAGUUGACUGAGUCAAAGUCAUUUACAAGUGAUAUGGUUGAAACGGGUGGCGUGGCUAUGAAAGUGGGAAUGACAGUUGAGAGUUGCAAUGAAGCUGGAAAAUCAGCUCCCAUGCUUGACAUUUCAAAUGCUGUUUGUAAGGUUGUGGUUAAGCCUACUCAAACUUGUGGGGAGGGUCAACUUUGUGGAGAGGAUGCCAUAUGCAGUAACAGGGAAAGUGACCUAGCUUCUAGAGAACCUGUCAAUGCAUGAUGUUUUGUUUUCUGCUGUGAAAGCUGUGGCUCGUCGAUGUUUCAGGACUUUUGGUGGUUCUUCUGAGGCUGUAGAUCAUGAAGCCUUUUGGAGUAGAUGUUAGACUGCGCCGUAGAAUAUGGACAAGGGAGACCUGCAAGCUGGGUCAUUUUUUUGCUGUACAUACAUACAUACUCCUAGGUGGGAGUUCUCUGUUAUCCUGGUCCACCUGAACUCUCUGAAGAUGGUAUAUGGAUGUUUAGAAUGUAGACAUGCCGACAUGGGGCAUAUGAUCCUUCGCAACAUAUCCUGUACAGAACUUUGAAAAGGUAUCCUUUCUAUAUGAUCCUUUGCAAUUGUUCUGCUUGUGCAGUACCAGUAACGAAAAUUCCGGGUAUUAGCAUCAAGCGUGCGACACUGCAGAGAGGAUCAGAAGAUGGAAUGCUGGUUUGAGCUCUAA